Messenger RNA from Labrus bergylta (ballan wrasse), 3634 nucleotides. It is a transcript of the gene clptm1l, whose product is annotated as CLPTM1 like. The record is from RefSeq and is a predicted model, not a curated record. Lineage: Eukaryota; Metazoa; Chordata; Actinopteri; Labriformes; Labridae. Gene Ontology annotation, cellular component: endomembrane system; membrane.
AGUGCCAACCAGGAAGUGAAUGGCGGAAAUACAGCUCUCUUUAACCCACCUCACGCUUCCACUUUCCAAUCACUGUGUAGACCUGUUUCUCGUCUUGAAUGGGGAGGCCAGUCGUGUAGACAGCAGCUGUUUGCAGCUUCUUCCAGUGGACUGUUUUAAAGUGACGAUGUCGCCGCGUCUAAAUGCCAGGAAACAUCUGUGAAGUGAGAGGACGGAGAGCCAGCCAAUGACCGCGCCGAGAGUUUCCUGUCACAGCCAGCCAGUCAAGUUUAACACCGACAUAUGGCCUUGUUCCACAGUGAAUUUUCAGGGACGACGUAACAAGACAACACCACCAUCAUGUUCCUGAAAACAUCGUUCACCACCGUGAUCGUGGGGGUGUUUGUAGUGUACGUGCUCCACACCUGCUGGGUAAUGUACGGGAUAGUGUACACUAAACCCUGUGACAGCCCUGAUGGGGACAACUGUAUCACACCCUUCCUGGCAAGUAACCCGAAACUACAGUUGAGUAUCUACACUGCUCUGCGGCCCAAUGCAGAAGGAGGACAUACCCUGAUCCACAAAGAGGAAGAGUUUGAUGUCAACAUCAAGUUUGAGAGGAUAGUGAACGUCUCCCUGCCCAAGAAGACACGCAACAAUGGAACUUUAUACGCGCUGAUAUUUGUCCAUCGGGCUGGCUUCACUCCAUGGCAAGAUCAAAAUGUGGUCCACCUGGUGGCUCAGCUCACAACGUACAUGGUCCCCAAACAGCCUGAAAUCUCUUUGAUAUCCGGGGAGGACCAAACACAGGGCCAGAAAGAAGAAGCCCAGCAGAAGAAACGGCGUCAUGGUAAACCUGCAGCAGGGGACGCUUCAGAUCACCCAGUUUCCCACUGGCGCUCCCGCCUGACAUUCAACAUCGUCGGCGAUCACUUCCUGUUCGACAAAGAAUACCUGCCCAGUGAUGUCCACAGACACCUCAGAUUAGCCCCGAAUGUUAAGAAGAUGGUUUAUCUACCUCUGCUGUUUGUUGACGAGCUCAGCAACCGGGUCAAGGACCUUGUGGAAGUCAACAGCACCUCCAUGGAGCUUCCUCUGACCAUCGCCUAUGACUCGAUAUCUCUCGGGAGACUGCGAUUCUGGAUUCACAUGCAAGACGCUGUUUACUCCCUGCAGCAGUUUGGUUUCACAGAAAAGGAUGCUGAUGAGAUUAAAGGAAUCUUUGUCGAUACAAACCUGUACUUCCUGGCUCUUACAUUCUUUGUUGCUGCUUUUCAUCUUCUUUUUGACUUCCUGGCAUUCAAGAAUGACAUCAGCUUCUGGAAGCAGAAGAAAAGCAUGGUGGGAAUGUCCAGCAAAGCAGUGCUCUGGAGAUGUUUCAGCACCAUAGUGAUUUUCCUCUAUUUGUUCGACGAGCAAACCAGCCUGCUUGUUCUCAUACCUGCUGGCGUUGGCUCAAUCAUUGAAGUAUGGAAAGUAAAGAAGGCCUUAAAGAUCCAGGUUUCCUGGAGAGGAGGAAAACCAACAUUCCUGUUUGGGAAGUUGGAUGAAUCUGAGAGGAGAACAGGAGAGUACGACACUCUGGCCAUGAAGUAUCUCUCAUACCUCUUGUACCCACUGUGUAUUGGUGGGGCUGUGUACGCGCUAGUAUUUCUACGAUACAAGAGUUGGUACUCGUGGUUGAUCAACAGUUUAGUCAACGGUGUGUACGCCUUUGGCUUUCUCUUCAUGCUUCCUCAGCUGUUUGUCAACUAUAAGCUGAAAUCUGUGGCCCACCUGCCCUGGAAAGCCUUCAUGUACAAGGCAUUCAAUACGUUCAUCGACGAUGUGUUUGCCUUCAUCAUCACCAUGCCAACAUCCCACAGACUGGCCUGUUUCAGAGACGAUGUGGUGUUUCUUAUUUACCUCUACCAGAGAUGGCUCUACCCAGUGGACAAAACAAGGAUUAAUGAAUAUGGAGUUUCAUAUGAUGAAAAGCCUAAAGGAAAGAAACACAAGGACUAACGAGGACAGACUGGUUGUUAUGGUACCUGUGGGUUUUUUUUUCUACAGUUCACUGGUAUCCAUUGAUCCUGUUUGGUGUUAUAUCAGCUAGUUUGACACUCUGCAGGAAAGGUGUUUUGCUUCCCAUCAACAAGUUGAGUUGGACCAGAUUCAUCAACACCCCUGUGGUCAUUGAAUUUUUUCCUUGUCUCAAAGUCAAAAUAGUGAAAUGGACAACUUCUGAACAGCUGCUUUUUUGCUGUCCAGAGGAGAACAUCUUGUGUUUUGGGAGGCCAAAUCUUGAACAUACCGGGCUCACAGCUACGACCAUGUCACCUUCAGGUCUGACAUCUCUUGGCUUUAGUGUAUAAGAGCACACUGGUGAAGUUCCUCAAACUUCUACAGUGUCUAUUCAUGGCCACAUCUCAGUCAUAAAAUUAUCCCCUAGAAUAGAUUAUUAUACUUUGAAACAUUCCCUUGUUUACAGAUGACAAGGAGCUGACAUAAGGAUUCCAUGUGCUGGACAUCAUAGUAAAUUUGAAACUAAUGAUUAGAGUAAAUGUAAUACAAUGUAAGAGCUGAGGUGGGUACAGACUAUCAGAAUUGUUACAGAGGUUGUAUAGUUCAGUUUAAUAUUCUUGAAGUAUCAUUUAUAAAGUGAGAUCCUAGAAGGUUUUAUUAUUGCACACUGAAAAAGACUGUUCACCUUCUAUCACUGAGAACAGAUCAAUGUGUUGACAUUUCAAAAUGUUACUCCUAAAUGAACUCAAGUGUAAAUGUCGAGAAAGUGAACUCAUGUAAACAAAAGGACACAUUCCAGAGUGACAGGAGAGAGAGUAUUGAGUAUGAGCUGAAAAUAUCUGAAGCAGUAGUCAGAGGAAACACAACUGAAAGGUAAGAAAAAAGAAACAUAUUUGAAAUACAUUACUUUGAACUAUUCAGAUUUGAUGGAACAGAUCAUCCAUCUAUGCACAUAUAUAGAGAAGAAGAUGAUUCUGACUAGUUGCCAUGGCGAAGAGGAAGAACUUCUUGAAAAGCAGUAGCAUCAGGCUGAAGAAUUUGAUGUGUUGCUAUGGAGAUGGGGUUAUAUUGCCUUAAUAUAAUAUAAUUUUAAACCUGAUCAUUGAAGAAUCUGUUUGAUUGAACUCUGUCCACACCUUUAAUGACUUUAAUGAUUCAUCACACGCUAACACAAGGGACCACUCAAAGCCAUACCGUCUGCUCCGUCCACUCUUUUACCUGCUGGAGUAUUUUUUACAUAUCGGGGCAUGGAAUCUAUUAUAGUGCCAAAUGUGAGAAUUAUUCUUUGAACUUUGAAUGUUCACCAUAAACUGAUGUUUUUUAUAAAUAAACACUGACAUUGUGGGGAAAACGUGAAAUAGUUAAACUUGAGGAAAGUAUUAAAACGUUUGGUUUUUCAGUCACGUCCAUUUUCUGAUGUAGUUCAAAUGUUAUAUCUUAGAUUUUUUUUUUAUAAAAAGACUUUCCCUUGGAAUCGGCGUACACCGUGUUCAGAUAUCAGGAUUAGGUCUGUGCACAAAGAUCUAGUACAGGUUUUCUUUUCCUGUUGUUAAACAGCCCAAGAGAGAUUUACUAGAAAUUUGCGUUGAAGUUUUGCUUAUUGUAAUGUUUUUGUGAUUGGAGAUGAAAUAAAAUUGACUGACCCAACAUA